AUGUGCGGCUUUAUUUUUGUCUGCCAGCUGGUCUUACCCGGAGGUGUCUACAAUAAGAAAGAUACGGAGGUGUCAGAGAACGUGGUUAGAAGCUGCGAUCGUUGUCAAUCAAUCGACCCGUCACCAAAUAUUCACGAAUUAGGAGAGAUCCAAGUAGACACCAAUUGGACCAGAUUAUCUAUCGAUGGGACGCAUUAUAGAGGGGAAAUGUACCUGACUAUAGUUGAUUGUGGCCCUGGCCGGUUCGCCAUUUGGAGGGAGAUUCGAGCAGCAACAGCAGACAUCAUUGCGAAGGAGCUGGAGGAAAUUUUUUUCGAGCGUGGACCAGUUGAAGUACUCAUGGACAAUGGGGCAGCGUUCCGUUCGGAAGUUUUUCGGUCAAUGUUGGAUAAGUGGAACACUAGGCAAUAUUAUAGAGCAGCGUACAGGCCUAGUGGAAAUGCUAUUCAGCAUUUCAAAUAUCUUUCAUUGUAUUGUACAGGUAAAGCAGCUCGAGAUAUGUUUUUUAAAGUUUUGGCUGCUGAGGAACCAACUAUAAGAGUACUCAACUAUGCUCCAGGACCUUUAGAUACAGACAUGCAAACUUGUCUUCGUGAAAAUCUUGGUGAUGCAGAGAACAGAGCCAUGAUAAAAGAAAUGGCAGACCAAGGCAAACUGGUGAAAUGUGAGGAUACUGUACAGAAACUAAUUCAUAUCCUGUGCAAGAAUACUUUUACUAGUGGGCUAACUUCCCAAAGUCAUUCGAUCACCACUCUUCGAGACUCCACUCACUUCACUCUUCGCUACUGCCUUCCCUCUGUGACGCCAGCACUCCUGCAGCAUCCAGCACUCCUGCAGCUUCCAGCUCGCUCCUGCAGCCUUCAGCUCAUUCCUGCACCUUCCAGCACUCCUGCAGCAUCCAGCUCAUUCCUGCACCUUCCAGCACUCCUGCAGCCUUCAGCUCACUCUUACAGCUUCCAGCUCACUCCUGCAGUUUACAGCUCACCCCUGCGGCGCUUUACUGACGUCCCGCGACCUAUUCCAGCACCCGCUGACGACCUUAUCCAGUGCCCACUGACGUCUAGCGCCCGUUAUCGUCCGGACACCGUUCAAACGACCUCUGUCUUUUUUACCACCGUUUGCAAAUAA
This is a messenger RNA of Acanthosepion pharaonis, 1128 nucleotides long. The record is from the annotation of a GenBank genome assembly. NCBI's taxonomy places the organism in Eukaryota, Metazoa, Mollusca, Cephalopoda, Sepiida, Sepiidae.